This is a messenger RNA of Fulmarus glacialis (Northern fulmar), 531 nucleotides long. Its product is annotated as gamma-crystallin B-like. The record is from RefSeq and is a predicted model, not a curated record. NCBI's taxonomy places the organism in Eukaryota, Metazoa, Chordata, Aves, Procellariiformes, Procellariidae. Gene Ontology annotation, biological process: visual perception; lens development in camera-type eye. Gene Ontology annotation, molecular function: structural constituent of eye lens.
AUGGGAAAGAUCAUUUUUUAUGAAGACAAGAGCUUCUGGGGCCACUGCUAUGAAUGUAGCAGUGACCACCUUGACCUGCGGUCCUAUGUGAAACAAUGCAAUUCCAUCCAGGUCGAAAAAGGCUGGAUGAUUUAUGAGAACCUCAGUUACUCAGGACACCGGUACUUUUUAAAAAGGGGAGACUAUCCUGACUUCCAGAAGUGGUUCAGUCUCUGCGACUCCAUCAGGUCUUGCCAUUGUAUAAUGGGAGCAUAUCGAAUUCAGUUCUAUGGAAAAGAGAAGCUCCAAGGCCAAAUGUUGGAGCUUACUGAUGAUUGCCCAUCAGUCCCAGGUUAUAUCCAUCUCCCUGAGAUCUGCUCCCUCAAUGCUUUAGGUGGCUCUUGGAUCUUGCAUGAAAUGCCCAACUUCAGGGGCCAACAUUAUUUACUGAAACCUGAGGAAUGCAGAAGAUCCCCUGACUGGGGUACAGUAAAUGCCAAAAUUGUCUCUUUAGAGAGGCUGACUUGCACUGAGUUAUUGCUCCCACACUAA